This is a messenger RNA of Rhipicephalus sanguineus (brown dog tick), 2494 nucleotides long. Its product is annotated as proton channel OtopLc. Gene Ontology annotation, cellular component: membrane. Gene Ontology annotation, molecular function: proton channel activity. The record is from RefSeq and is a predicted model, not a curated record. Gene Ontology annotation, biological process: proton transmembrane transport. The transcript is spliced from 9 exons. Lineage: Eukaryota; Metazoa; Arthropoda; Arachnida; Ixodida; Ixodidae. The coding region runs from base 197 to 2227 and encodes 676 amino acids.
AUCACGAACGCUCUCUUUGUCCGUCGUGAUGACUUCGGCGCACACUCUAUUCAUACGUGUUCGCACACGAGGACAACACGCCGCCGACAGCAAACCACCGCGCUCGUGGACCCCGCUGCCGUGUUGGCGACAGCAAGCAGUAUACCUGUGUGCCGUCUAGUCGCGUUUUUUUUUUUUUCGUAGGUGACUGCGGGCCAUGUCGAACUCCGGGCCAUGCACUGCAAGCGCGGCGCGAGAGCUCGGUGUUGUCGGUCACACCGUGACACGCCGGAAGUAUGAACUGGACAGGCCUUCGGAAAGCUUUCAGCUGGAUACCUUCGUGGGAAGCCCAGAAAUUACGGCUUACCGAAAACAGCUGCAAAGGGCGCGUUCCUGCAGCCUGCGGGCAAAUGGCGGUGCAGAAAAGGCAGUGGCGACGAUGACGUGUCUCGAGCGCUGUUCGUCGGAGCCCUGCUCGUCGAUCGUCAACGCACGCCAGCAGCGUCGGCGUAGGAGGGUACAGAGCCGUUCGUUCUCCAUGGACCUCAGCCGAAGACAGAACGAGGAAAUGCUGUGGAGCAACCUGGCUUCUUUGCUGAGUUACAUCUACGCCACCCUGAUCGUGGUUCUCGGAGGCGUGAUGACUGUUGUCCAGCCGUCCGUCACCAUUGGUCGACACACGAUUGAGCUCGACGACGCAUUCGCGUGCGUGGUGUGUGUGCUCGGCCUGUCUUGGCUGGUGUUUCUGCACGCGGACCUGGCGUGGCACGAUGCGCGCCGCUUUCGCCGCUCGACCGUGCCCUGCGGUCGAGGCAGCAGCUGUAGCGGCAGCAGCAGCACCAUCGACACCGAGUCCGUGGACACCGCCGACGCGAUAGACUGGAAAGGCUGCCACAUGGGCCAGCCGCGCGGAUACACGUACCUGACGGGAAGGCACAGCGGAAGCUUCUUCCUCAAGGCCGGCAUGACGGUGUUCUGUUGCGGCCACCUCAUCCACGAAGGUCUGCUUCUGGGCCAGGAGAUCAUUGCUUGGAUGCACGCCGGUGAAGUGUGCACCGACGUGGCCCUCCUCCUGGUUCACUCGUUGAGGCCGCUCUUCUCAUUCUACCAGCUCUACUUCCUCUUCAAGUAUUCAAAUAUCGUAAUCAACCGAUGGGUCACACUGGCCAAGUUCGGCAUCAUGCACUGUUUUGCCACCACGCUGACGUUCUGGUUCCGCACCGUAGUCAACGACGCCUACGGAGACGUCGUCAAGGCUUCCAAGGGCAAAACCUCCAACCCUAUGGCCCUGCAAGUAAACGGCAGCUUCUCAGGUCUCAAGUUGCACUACUCCGAGCGGCCACCCGAGUUCGAGAGUAACUGGAGCUGCGCCGUGGCCGACCUGUUCUCGCCGGCGUACAUCCGUCCCAUGCCGUACCUGUACCCGUUCGCCAUCGAGUUCAACCUCGUGCUGGCCGGAGUCUGGUUCAUCGUCCUGCAGAACGUGGGCACGUCCGCGCACAGGUUCUGUCGCCACGACUCCACCGCCGAGUCCUGCAGGGCGGUCACCCAGGAGGCUGCCCAGAACAACCUCAUCAUCAGAGCCGAUUGCCACUCGGCCAACCGCGGCCUGUUUGCCGGCUUCGUCGUGCUCCUGGGCUCGGUCGUGGUCAUGAUAAUCUUCUACGUCGCGCUCCUCGAAGACAGGUACAGCGAAACUGGAGUGGCCGUCUACCUUGGCCAGGAGGCUGUGCUCGUGGCUCUGGCGUUCGCUGCCUGCCUGCUGGCCUACGGCCGCGUGGGCACCUUGGAUGUGAACAGCCACCCCAUCACGAUGCUCGAUGACUUCCUCUUGUGCAUACCCAUUCCGUUCUACUUUGCCCACGCGACUCUGGUUGCCAUCGCCGAGCUGGUAGUAGGCGGCAGCUACGUGCGCCUCACACUGCAGUUAUUCUCGGUGAUUCAAGUGGUGACGCAGACGCCGCUCAUCAUCGACGCCCUGAGGCGGUGCAGCAACAGCCCCACGCUUCGAUACAAGAAGCCCGGCCGGGAGAUCGUGUCUUUCUUAAUCGUGGUCAACAUCACCAUGUGGAUCGUGUACACCUUCGAGAGCAAGGCUGUCGGCAAGCUGUUCACGGGUACGCGUUACUUCGGCCUGCGGUCCUGGGUGUUCGUCGAGCACACCACCGUGCCUCUAAUGCUCUUCUACCGGUUCCACUCAUCCGUGUGCCUCGCCGACGUCUGGAAAUCGGCAUACGAAGCCGAGUGAACGCUAUAGUGCCAUCCAAUUCGGAGCGAACACUUCUAACACCGCAACGUGAAAACGUCGCGCCGUGUUUUACGUCCCGGUGUUGCCAUAGAAGACUCCAGCAUGCCGAGGACUUCUUCGUGAACGACAACACGGCGUGGUCGUUCUCUAUAGGACCUCAAGUUUCCGGUCCACAUGUUCAGGCAGCCCUCGAAUCAUUCCACUAGUCAACGUCGGCGACCGCAUCAGCAGGUUAGCAACCGUGAACACCUGUGAACAUUCCGUCCA